CGCGGCGCGAGCAGGCGGCGGCGGCGGCGGCGGCGGUGGCGGCGGCGGCGGCGGCUGGGGAGCAGACAUGGCGGCGGAUCUGAACCUGGAGUGGAUCUGCUCGCUGCCCCGCUCCUGGACCUACGGCAUCACCCGGGGCGGCCGCGUCUUCUUCAUCAACGAGGAGGCCAAGAGCACCACCUGGCUGCACCCGGUCACCGGCGAGGCCGUGGUCACCGGGCACCGGCGCCAGAGCACAGAUUUGCCUACUGGCUGGGAAGAAGCGUAUACUUUUGAAGGUGCAAGAUACUAUAUAAACCACAAUGAAAGGAAAGUGACGUGCAAGCACCCCGUGACGGGACAGCCAUCCCAGGACAACUGCAUUUUCGUGGUGAAUGAACAGGCUGUCGCCAACAUGACGUCUGAAGAGAAGAAGGAGCGCGCAAUAAGCAUGAUGAAUGAAGCGUCCAGCUACAACCUGGCCUCGGACUAUGGGGCGCACCCCAUGAGCCCAGUGGGCAGGACUUCACGGGCGUCUAAAAAAGUUCAUAACUUUGGAAAGCGAUCCAAUUCAAUUAAAAGGAACCCCAACGCUCCGGUGGUGAGGCGCGGCUGGCUGUACAAGCAGGACAGCAGCGGCAUGAGGCUGUGGAAGAAACGCUGGUUCGUGCUCUCUGACCUCUGCCUCUUCUAUUACAGAGAUGAAAAAGAAGAAGGUAUCUUGGGAAGUAUCCUGCUACCCAGUUUUCAGAUUGCGAUGCUUUCCUCAGAGGACCACAUUAAUCGCAAAUACGCUUUUAAGGCAGCCCACCCCAACAUGCGGACCUAUUAUUUCUGCACCGACACAGGCAAGGAAAUGGAGCUGUGGAUGAAAGCCAUGCUGGACGCCGCCCUGGUCCAGACGGAGCCCGUGAAAAGAAUUACCUUUAACUUCCGAGUGGACAAGGUCACGUCGGAAAAUGCGUCGACGAAAGAAAUCAAUAACAUCCCCAACCACAGAGUACUCAUCAAGCCAGAGGUUCAGAACAACCAGAAGAACAAGGAAAUGAGCAGAAAUGAAGAAAAAAAGGCGCUUGAGGCUGAAAAAUAUGGAUUUCAGAAGGACGGUCAGGAGAGGCCCUUGACGAAAAUCAACAGCGUCAAGUUGAACUCGCUGGCAUCGGAGUACGACGGCGGGGCCGUGUGCCCAGCCCAGGCUGGACACUACCGGCCCGUCAACGUGAACAGUUUCGAGAGCAAAACGGUCAACGUCAGCUUGGCCGACCUCCGAGGCGGGAACCCGCCAAACCCCGGGCCACUGCACACGGAGGCAGAGCGCGUGCUACAGAGAACGAAUUCCAUGCAGCAGCUGGAACAGUGGAUUAAAAUCCAGAAGGGCCGGGGUCACGAGGAGGAGGCCCGGGGGCUCGUGUCGUACCAGACGCUGCCCCGGAACAUGCCAAGCCACCGCGCGCCGCCGCCGGCCGCCCGCUACCCCGAGGGCUACCGCACGCUGCCCCGCAACAGCAAAGCGCGGCCGGAGAGCAUGUGCGGCGCGGCGGGGCCCUGCGCGCACGAGCCGCCCGAGGACAAGCGGCGCUCGCUGCGCGACGACACCAUGUGGCAGCUGUACGAGUGGCAGCAGCGGCAGUUCUACAGCAAGCAGGGCACGCUGCCCCGCGCCGGAGCCCCGCACGGAGCCCCCGAGCCCGCGUCGCCCCCCUACGGACCCUACUCCCCCACGCGCGCCUUCCGCGCCGACCUCACCUCGCCCCUGCAGCGCGGGGACGUCACCGUGGACCGCAGACACCGGGCCCCGCACCCUAAGCACGUCUACGUGGCCGACCGGAGGUCCAUGCCAGCCGGCCUGCCGCUCCAGCCCGUCAGCCCCCAGAGCCUGCAGAGCAAAACGCCCGAGGAGCUCACGCUGCUGCUCAUCCAGCUGCGACGGCAGCAGGCGGAGCUGAGCACUGUCCGGGAGCACACCCUCGCCCAGCUCAUGCAGCUCAAGCUGGAGGCGCACAGCCCCAAGAAUGAAAUUCUUUCACAUCAUCUCCAAAGGAACACCAUAUAUUUGGACCAUCAGAUGAAAGAGAAUGAACCUAUUAUCACCAUGGUUCACACAAUGAUUGAGAACUCGGCGCUAAGACCACAACUGUACCAGCAAUUCUUAAGACAGAAGAACAAGAUAAGUCUAUAUUGUCUGUCGCAAGAUGAAUGUAGAGGCACACUGUACAAAUACAGACCCGAGGAAAUAGAUAUUGAUGCCAAGCUGAGCCGGUUGUGCGAACAGGAUAAAGUGGUCCGUGCUCUGGAAGAGAAGCUUCAGCAACUCCACAAGGAGAAAUACACGCUUGAGCAAGCCUUGCUCUCAGCCAGCCAGGAGAUAGAAAUGAAUGCAGACAACCCGUCAGCCAUCCAGACCGUGGUCCUGCAGAGGGACGACUUGCAAAACGGACUGCUUAGCACAUGUCGAGAACUUUCUCGGGCCACUGCAGAGCUGGAGCGAGCUUGGCGAGAGUACGAUAAGUUGGAGUACGACGUGACCGUGACCCGGAACCAGAUGCAGGAGCAGCUCGACCGUCUCGGUGAAGUCCAGACCGAGUCGGCGGGGAUUCAGCGCGCUCAGAUCCAGAAGGAGCUCUGGAGAAUCGAAGACGUCGUGGAAGGCCUCAGUAAACACAAGCAGCAGCGAGGGAUCGCGGAAAUAGGUAUGAUAGGACCAAAGCCUUUCUCAACAGUUAAGUACAAAACGGAGGAAGAGGAAGUAGUCCCACCUCGUCCUCCACUUCCUCGGUCCUAUGACUUUACAGAGCAGCCUCCCAUUGUCCCCCCUCUGCCCAGUGAUAGCAGCUCCUUGCUCUGUUAUAGCAGGGGCCCAGUGCAUCUGCCUGAAGACAAGAAGAGUCACCAAGUGCAAGGAUAUCCGAGAAACGGAUCUCACUGUGGUCCAGAUUAUAGACUCUACAAGAGUGAGCCAGAGUUAACAACAGUGGCAGAAGUUGAUGAGUCUAAUGGAGAAGAAAAGUCAGAACCUGUUUCAGAAAUGGAAACCUCCGUCAAAGGUUCUCACUUUCCGGUCGGAGUUGUCCCUCCGAGAACCAAAUCGCCCACACCCGAGUCCUCCACAAUAGCCUCGUACGUGACCUUGCGGAAAACGAAGAAGAUGAUGGAGUCACGAACGGAAAGACCAAGAAGUGCCGUGGAACAGCUCUGUUUGGCCGAAAGCACCCGCCCUCGGAUGACGGUGGAAGAGCAGAUGGAGAGAAUCCGGAGGCACCAGCAGGCCUGCCUCCGGGAGAGGAAGAAGGGGCUAUACGUGCUGGGGGCCAGCGAGCCGUCCCCUGCCCAGAGUCCAGCCACCCUGCGGGAGAAUCCCUUCCGGCUUGCCCAGACGCGGCGGAGAGACGACAGCAUGAGAGAACCGGCGGCCUCCACUGAGGAAAACGGGGGGAAGCCAAACCAAGGGACCCCUGCCCCAGAAGCCGGGCGGCGGAAAGACGUCGAACCCGAAAGCACAGACUUCAUGGAAGAGCUUAAAAAAACGGAAAACGUUCUCUGUGAAACGCUUUGCCAACCUGAGCCAAAUGGAAUCAGUUCUGAGGAAGUGAGGGAUCAAGGGAGGAUGAAGGAGGUGCCGGAGGACGGGCCAUGCAGCCCUCAAGACGAGACCCAGAUCACAAAUCACAAGCCGGACGGUCCCCCGGAGGAAGUCACAAAGACCAGUCCCCCCGAGCCAGAGGACACUCUGUCUCCCUACGAACUCCCCGCUGAGGCUUCCCGAGGGAACCAGAGCGUGGCAGUGAGAAGCCUGUCCCCGCCCCCGGAGCCCUCGGCGACCCCCGCUGCAGCUCCGCAGCCGCAGCUCACCGAAGGGUCCCACUUCAUGUGUGUGUAGCGCCGGCCCCACUCUCCUGCCCUCCGUCAGAACCACGGAGAGCAAAGGCCUUUGGACCUCCUGCUACGUGAGAAGAUAUUGUACAGUAUAUUUUAAAUCUAUGAAAUUCAUAGUUCUGAUGCUUUCAACCACAGAGCAUCGUUUUAUCACUUCUGGAAAAUGUUUAUUCCAAAACAGCUUUAAUGGCCCAUGUGUCCACUCCGUGAUGUCCAGGUCUCACUCACACCAGCUCGCGCUG
Molecule: messenger RNA, 4094 nt
Organism: Sorex fumeus (smoky shrew)
Lineage: Eukaryota; Metazoa; Chordata; Mammalia; Eulipotyphla; Soricidae
Gene: PLEKHA5
Product: pleckstrin homology domain containing A5
Exons: 32
Coding region: 68-3856 (1262 amino acids)
Cellular component (GO): cytosol
Molecular function (GO): phosphatidylinositol-5-phosphate binding; phosphatidylinositol-3-phosphate binding; phosphatidylinositol-4-phosphate binding
Source: RefSeq, a predicted model, not a curated record